Molecule: messenger RNA, 1044 nt
Organism: Penicillium egyptiacum
Lineage: Eukaryota; Fungi; Ascomycota; Eurotiomycetes; Eurotiales; Aspergillaceae
Source: the annotation of a GenBank genome assembly
AUGAAGAUCGUGGGAGGCAGCAUCGCCGCGUUUGGCAUGGCAACUCAUACCAUGUCAGCUAUGGCACAGAAUAUGUCAUACGGAGCGGACAAUUUCUACCGCAGUGACAAUGUGACGGUUCACAAGGUCAAAUUCCCAAGCCAAUACCACACGGUUAUCGCGGGCAACCUCUUCGCCCCUAACAAUCUCAACCGCAGUGUCUCCGCCCCGGCUAUUGUCGUCGGCCACCCAAUGGGUGCAGUCAAGGAGCAGAGCGCGAACCUCUACGCAACAAAAUUGGCCGAACAAGGCUUCGUUACGGUGUCACUUGACCUGCCAUUCUGGGGCAGCAGCCAGGGCAGACCACGCAAUGCUGUGUCGGCAGAACUGUACGCAGAGGCGUUCAGCGCAGCAGUUGACUACCUUGGUGCGCAAAACUUCACGAGCGUGAAUCGUGAGCGAAUCGGUGGUCUCGGUAUCUGUGGCAGCGGCUCCUUCAUAAUCAGUGCAGCGAAGAUCGACCCACGCCUCAAGGCCAUUGCAACAUCGUCAAUGUAUAACAUGGGCGCUGUCAAUAGAGACGGACUACAGAAGUCGCAAGGCCUCCCUGAGCGCAAGGAAGUAAUCGCCGCGGCUGCACAGCAGCGCUGGGUCGAGGCGGAUGGUGGCAGAACCGAAUACACGGGCGGCACUCCGAAUAGACUCACAGCGAAUUCCACUGCCGUGGACCGUGAAUUCUACGACUACUACCGUACCUCACGUGGUGAAUUUACGCCUAAGGGCACCACUUCGAAUCUUACAACACACCCGACGCUGUCGACAAACACUAAGUUCAUGAAUUUCUACCCGUUCAAUGAUAUCGAAACGAUCUCGCCGCGUCCGAUGCUUUUUAUCUCCGGUGACCAGGCACACUCACGCGAGUUUAGUGAAGAUGCUUAUGCCCGUGCGGAAGAGCCGAAAGAGCUGUUUUGGGUAUCUGGCGCUGGUCACGUUGACCUUUAUGAUCGCGUCGAUCUGAUUCCAUUCGCUAAACUCACUCACUUCUUCCAAACAAACCUCGUCUAG